CUAGAAGUUACUAGUCGGUGGGGGGGAUAUUUUAGUUGGUCCCGGCGGUGAUAAGCAUCGUCGCCACCGGCCGCAACGUCGACCAUCAAAUUUCGGUCGAGAUCACGGGCGAAGUAGACGACGACACGACCACAAUUCAUCUUUGUGGCAAUGUGUGUUGAUCGAUGAUGCCCAGUCCAGGGAGUUAAACCUACCAUCCAUCGCAGACCUGAGAACCCUCUAGGUCCAUGGGUGACCAACGAGCCGCCAUGCCGUCAAGGCACCAGGCACCAAAAUGGCAUCAACCGGCCGCAGAAUCGCUCUCAAAUUUUUCAUCAGAAGCUACAUCUCUCAUAGCGAACUCUCGUCGAAACCUAAAUAUUGGCCGUCCAAAUUCUCUACUGACUCGUAUAUCACCACCGAGAUCCAGCCGGAGAGAACCCAACCAGCAAAAUAAAACAAGCCAUAGGCAGCGUCCAUACAGUUCCCCAGAAGACUCCUCUCGCCCCGCCACGAAACGUACCAAAUAUGACCACCUUUCUAACUUCCAAAACUCCCCCUACCUCACCCACCUCCCGCCUCCCCUCCUCCCCACCCCCGCCUUCCACAGCCUCCACAACCGCCAUCUCACAUCCCGCGGCCACCUCUUCGUAAUCCACCAACAUGACCACCCCAUCGCAGGCCUCCACUACGACCUCCGCCUCCAGUUCUCCGCCACGAGCAGCCUCAGCUGGGCCAUCCCGUUCGGGGUGCCGGGGGACCCUAAUAGCAAGCGUCAGUUGCGCCUCGCAACAGAGACUAGGGUGCAUACCGUUGGUAGCCAUUUGGUGGAGGGGGCCUCGAAAGGGGGAGGUUCGAUGUUAGUGUGGGAUGGAGGGGUUUAUGAGGUGCUGCCGCGGCGUAAGGGGGACGGGCCGGAGAGGGAUCCAGGGUCGGCGGAGGGGUCACAGUCAUCCGGUUUGGGGGACGUAGAAAAAGGAGAAAAGGGAGAAGAGGAGGGAGGUGAGAAGGAGGAGGUGUCGGAGAAUUCGAAGCUGGUGGAAGCGUUUGGGCGGAGGAAGAUCAGGAUUAGAUUGCAUGGGGCGAGGUUGCCGGAAGGGUACACGCUGGAUAUGUUCGUUGCGCCUGGUUCGCAGCAUCUACGUGAGCCAUGGGUGACAGUGAGGAGGAAGACGAGGCGGGUUGUGAAAGUUAUGGAGACGUCGUCAGAGGGGGAAGAGAGUGAUGCGGCUAUACCUGUGGCGGACGCGGUGGCCGCGGAAUGGGCACUGGGAUGGGAAAGAAAGGAGGCUGAAAAGAGGGAGGUGCGCCGCGUGAAUGCGUAUCCGGGAGCAGAGAACACGAUUGGGUCACUGUAUCAGCGGAAAUGGUUUCUGUGUCUUGAUAGAGAAGGGUCGGGGUUCUGCAAGGCGGAUAGGGAUGGGGUUUGGGAGAGGAGGAAGGGCGAGGGAGGUGCGCUGGAAGGGUUCGAGCCGUUUUACGUUAGGGGCGUGGAGGAAGAGAUGAGCGUGGUGACGGGGAUGAAAGCAGAGCAUGUGAUGAGAGAUGCGGGCGUCGUUGGGUUUGUGAGGAGGAAGGGGUGGAGGGGUAUUCUUGACUGAUGGGGCCUUUCUACGUCUCCGGAAGGAAGGAGCGUUGGAAAUGAGGUUUUUGGAGAUGCUUGAAAGGUGGGACAUAAUUCCACAUCUAACACUCCCUUCUCUCCAAUAAUUUGCUA
This is a messenger RNA of Pseudogymnoascus destructans, 1696 nucleotides long. RefSeq lists its product as uncharacterized. The record is from RefSeq and is a predicted model, not a curated record. Lineage: Eukaryota; Fungi; Ascomycota; Leotiomycetes; Thelebolales; Thelebolaceae. The transcript is spliced from 2 exons. Bases 228 to 1580 code for a protein of 450 amino acids.